UGUCAUCCCACCUUUUGGACAAUACUAUGGGCCCACAAUCAUUAGAGAAUCCAUCUACUCAGGCCCAUGAUUUGCGUCAGACCCCUUCCCCUUCCAACUAGUACUGCUAUCCCUUCCCCCUCCUCCUCACGUCGUUUGCCCCGAAGUAAGCCCCAUCGCACCGUUUUCCCCCCUCGCACCGUUUCCCCGGAAGCAAGCCCCAGCGAUGGUUGGUGGCCGCCGCAACAGGCCGAGGGUUGGUGUUCAAAGCGGUGGCAUCCGUGGCCGCGGCUGCGAUCGACGUUGUCAAGGUAUUUGGUGGGAUCGGGUCUACAAGCGCAUCGUAGUUCAGGGUGUGGAUUUCAUCGAAGAUACGCAAGAUGGAGUCGGCGAUGAGUUCGAAUUGAUCCCUGGAUGAAGAAGAUGGCGAUCACAUGUCCUAUGUGCACGACAGCGACGACGAGAUUGUUCCGGAGACAGAGGUGCAAGAAAUUGCUGACGAGGAACAGAUUGAACAACGUCAGGUUGAUGUCGACCAAAGUUCUUUGGGUAGCCUGCUCCAAGAUUGCAGGCAGGUUGUGAUGGGGGAAGACAGUGAAGCAUCAGCCCCAAUUGUGGUCGAGAAGAAGAAGAAUCAGCAGUCUACGACAAACAAAAAUAGGAGUACUAAGUCAAUAACUGAGGUGUCGAUUGCCGAUGCUGAGACAGACGAUGAGGGAGUUAAUCCUUAUAAAGAUGAAGAUGGCAUGGAUGUUCGGGGUCAAUCCCAGGCUGAGGAUGAUCACGACCUCGAAGUCUUGGUAACUGACAUGCUCUGCAACUUGAUCCCUGUUUAUGGCAAGGUUGUAAAGAGGUCAGAUCAUUAGUUUUAGUUUUUUCAUAAAGUGAAAUGAUAGUGUGCAACACGAAUUGGUCAUUGUGUGCUGUAAUCAGCAGGGCUAUUUGUUUAAGAACUGGAGUAGUAGCAAUUACAAUAUGGUCUUAAUA
This is a messenger RNA of Panicum virgatum (switchgrass), 966 nucleotides long. RefSeq lists its product as uncharacterized. NCBI's taxonomy places the organism in Eukaryota, Viridiplantae, Streptophyta, Magnoliopsida, Poales, Poaceae. The coding region runs from base 414 to 845 and encodes 143 amino acids. The record is from RefSeq and is a predicted model, not a curated record. The transcript has 2 exons.